AUGACUGUGUUGGUUAAAUUGAGAAAAAAGCUUGCACCUUUUUUUGAUGCUGAAACGCCAUUGAAGAAAGAGAAAAAAAAGGGAGAGAAAAAGUUUCUUUUGAUCUUCCUUUUCUUCCUUGUAAUGCUUGCCAUCUUUUUUCUGAGUUCUUCUAGGAAGUUGGUAUCAGUUAAUUCGUUUCUUGUUGAUUCAGCACCAAAGAGAUCAAAAGUCGACAAAGUUGAUCCAAUUGAUAGCCUAUUUGAAGGAUACGUAAAUAGGUCAUCGGGCUUGAUUGACCCAGAAGGGAUUGAAGCUCUUUGUGAUGAUUUGUAUGUGGACCAUACAGAUGUUAGAAUACUGAUUCUUGCUUGGAAAAUGGAAGCUAAAAAUCUGGGGUUUUUCUCUAAGGAUGAGUGGCGAAGAGGCCUUAAAGGCUUAGGAGUUGACACAAUCAGGAAAUUAAGAAAAGAACUUAAUGGACUGGAGAAAGAGGUGAUAGAACCACAGUGGUUUGAGGAUUUUUAUUUCUAUGCAUUUAAAUACAACCUAAUGGAAGAUCAUCAGCGGACUGUAGAUAUUGAUUCUGCUUGUCAGCUGUUAAAUGCUGUUCUGAGACCCGCAUAUCCUACUCAGGUCAAUUUACUAAUUGAGUAUCUAAAGAUUCAGAGUGACUAUGGCGCUUUAAGCAAAGAUCAUUGGACUUGUCUCUAUUAUUUCUUUAAAGAGGUUAACAUUCAAGAUCUUGAAAGUUAUGACUCCAGUCAAGCCUGGCCACUGAUCUUGGACAAUUUUAUUGAAUGGUUAAAAGAGAAAGAAAAGAACAUUUAG
Molecule: messenger RNA, 810 nt
Organism: Gastrolobium bilobum
Lineage: Eukaryota; Viridiplantae; Streptophyta; Magnoliopsida; Fabales; Fabaceae
Exons: 9
Coding region: 1-810 (269 amino acids)
Biological process (GO): positive regulation of ubiquitin-protein transferase activity; protein neddylation
Cellular component (GO): ubiquitin ligase complex
Molecular function (GO): ubiquitin-like protein binding; cullin family protein binding; ubiquitin conjugating enzyme binding
Source: RefSeq, a predicted model, not a curated record